AAAAAGAGAGGGAGCUACAGAAGAGGCAACGCAGUGCUCUGAGCGCACACACUUGAAGGAGUGAGUGCAAGAGAGAGGCGCUGAAGGAACAUUUGAAAACAUAUUUUGGAUUGUUUCCUCUGUUUUUUUCCUGGCCUACUUUGUGUCGGAUUGCAGAGUACAUUUAACCAGAACCUUUUUUUUUUGUUUUUUGAUUUGUGUGUGUGAUUUGCUUGAAUGUUUUAGAGUUAUAAGGAAGAAGUGGAGCGUCAUUCAACUACAUCGUAUCCAUCAUCUGGGACUAGAGUGCACCACGUGUGUACUUGAGUUUAAUGCUAUAUGAGUGAACAUUUUGUGUAUUAACAAGGACUUUUAAGCUCGUUUGGAGGGAGGAAACCGGGAGUAAAGUAUUUGACGGGAGGACGGAGGUGCCCCCCUCCUCUGCCUCCCAGUUGUUCAAGCUGUGCACGAUUUGACUUAUGGCUCUCCAUAAAUUCCUAAAGAGCUUCUGAGGAGUGAACAGAGAAGCAAGUCCACCACUCUGGUCCCCUCACAUCCGACAGCUUCUCGAAAGUUAAGCAACGUGAGUCGAAGUUGUGGGUCCCCUAAAAAAAAAGCACGUUUGUUAGCAGGGGAGGGGGGCUUCUCCCACUCUUGUACCCUCUCCCUAGCCGCCAGCUCAGCAUGCCCCAGCCCCUGAGCACCUCCACAGCUCCUCCAGCUCCACUACCAUGUGUAGAUGGACAGUGAUACAAGGUGCACCGGUCGCCUGGUUCUCCUCCUACCCCCGCCACAGCCACCACAAAACCCCACCGCACCUCCUCUCCUUUGCCUUCCUUUUCCUGCUCCUCCUGCUUGGACCGUCCUCGUCCCUGUCUUCUCCUGCGCCGCAGAGUUUCAACCAAAGCCACCAUGCUGGAGGAAGAAGCCCAGCACUCCCCUUUGUUUCACAGGAAUCACCAUCUUCCUCCUCACCGGCACCUCUGCACGCCUCCUCCGCCAGGUUGCCACGGGCGACCAACGUGUCGUCGUCAUCUUCGUCAGGCACCGUGGUGGGGCGCCACGUGCGCAGCAGCUACAACCACUUGCAGGGAGACGUGCGCCGACGGAAACUCUUCUCCUACCAGAAAUUCUUCCUCCGCAUUGACAAGAAAGGGAAAGUCAAUGGCACCAAAAGUGAGGAUGACCCUUACAGUGUCCUGGAAAUCAAGUCCGUGGAUGUGGGAGUUGUGGCCAUCAGGGGCCUUAGCAGUAACUACUAUCUGGCCAUCAGCAAGAAGGGAGAGCUGUACGGCGCGAGGGACUUUGGGCCUGACUGUCGCCUGAUCGAGCGCAUCGAAGAGAACAAGUACAACACGUACGCUUCUGCGGAGUGGCGCAACAAGAGGAAGCACAUGUUCGUGGGACUCAACGGCAACGGCAAGGCCGUGAGGGGGAAGAAAACCAGGAGGAAAAACACAACCACUCACUUCUUGCCCAUCGUGGUGCAUCCCCGAUGAUGGGAGGUCACGCCGUGUGUCCUGCCAGUGGGAAAUGCUGAGCUUCUGGAGGAGGACUUUGUUUGGAAAAGAGACAACAAGGAGGGAAAAAUAAAGACAUUCUGCAUCUGUCAUAUUAGGACACUUCUAUUUUUAAAAAGAUAUAUUACUAUACAAUGUACAGUAUGUAAUAUUUUCGGGUCUAACUUAUAAAUGAAUUCUAGCACAGUAGGACAUAUGAGAAUAAUAAAUGAUGUGCUCGGUAAGUGACACAAAAGGAGAUGAGAAGAAAAAGAAGGCAGAAGGUGACCAGACCAGCAAACCAAAUAACUCAAGCUCCAUCAAAAGUUUCCUUUGAAUUUAUUUAUUUUGUGUAGUAUUUAACUGAAAGAACAAAUGCGUG
Molecule: messenger RNA, 1860 nt
Organism: Syngnathoides biaculeatus (alligator pipefish)
Lineage: Eukaryota; Metazoa; Chordata; Actinopteri; Syngnathiformes; Syngnathidae
Gene: fgf10a
Product: fibroblast growth factor 10a
Exons: 3
Coding region: 711-1478 (255 amino acids)
Biological process (GO): cell differentiation; positive regulation of ERK1 and ERK2 cascade; positive regulation of protein phosphorylation
Cellular component (GO): cytoplasm
Molecular function (GO): chemoattractant activity; growth factor activity; type 2 fibroblast growth factor receptor binding
Source: RefSeq, a predicted model, not a curated record